Messenger RNA from Mus caroli (Ryukyu mouse), 4816 nucleotides. It is a transcript of the gene Kif27, whose product is annotated as kinesin family member 27. Gene Ontology annotation, cellular component: microtubule associated complex. Gene Ontology annotation, biological process: microtubule-based movement; spindle elongation; mitotic spindle organization. The record is from RefSeq and is a predicted model, not a curated record. Gene Ontology annotation, molecular function: microtubule motor activity; ATP binding; microtubule binding. Lineage: Eukaryota; Metazoa; Chordata; Mammalia; Rodentia; Muridae.
GGCACGCGGCUGCGGCGUGAGGAGGGCGCCGCCGUGAGCCUGUCCUCGCGAGGGAAGCCUCGGGCGGCGAGGCGCUGAGGGACGGUGCCUGCCGCCCGCCCGGGUCUGUUUCCCGGUUUUCUGGCUCACACUCAGGCUCCGUUAUGCAGUCGUGAGUUGUUGCGAGCAUCGUUUUUUGCUGGGACGCUUCUCAGGAAAGAAGUGACAACCCGUGGACCACAACUUCUAACUCCCGCCACCACGUCCGUGGAAGCCGGAGUUCAGAUCUUACAUAAAAUGGAUGUUUCUCACAUGUUAUUGAACACUAAGUGCAUAAUCUAUUAAGUAAAACCCAAGCUGCCAUGGAAGAAAUACCAAUAAAAGUGGCUGUCCGUAUCAGACCUCUGCUCUGCAAAGAAGUUCUACAUAAUCAUCAAGUCUGUGUGAGGGAUAUCCCAAACACCCAGCAGAUUAUCAUUGGGAGAGAUAGAGUUUUCACUUUUGAUUUUGUUUUUGGCAAAAACUCCACUCAGGAUGAAGUUUAUAACACAUGCAUAAAGCCCCUAGUGCUGUCGCUCAUCGAGGGCUAUAAUGCAACUGUUUUUGCAUAUGGACAAACUGGAUCUGGGAAAACAUAUACCAUCGGAGGAGGCCAUGUUGCAUCAGUUGUGGAGGGUCAAAAGGGUAUCAUUCCUCGAGCUAUCCAAGAAAUAUUUCAGAGCAUCUCUGAAAAUCCUAGCAUUGACUUUAAAAUCAAAGUGUCGUAUAUAGAAGUGUAUAAGGAAGACCUAAGAGAUCUUCUAGAGUUGGAGACGUCUAUGAAGGACCUUCACAUCCGAGAAGAUGAGAAGGGGAACACAGUGAUUGUUGGGGCCAAGGAAUGCCAAGUAGAGAGCGUGGAGGAUGUGAUGAGUCUCCUGCAGGUAGGGAAUGCGGCCAGGCACACAGGCACCACCCAGAUGAACGAGCACUCCAGUAGAUCCCACGCCAUUUUCACAAUAAGCGUGUGCCAAGUUGAGAAGAACGCAGAGGCAGCUGAAAACGGAGAGUGGUACUCACAUCGGCAUAUUGUCUCCAAAUUCCACUUUGUGGAUUUGGCUGGAUCAGAAAGAGUGACCAAGACUGGGAACACUGGUGAACGAUUCAAAGAGUCCAUUCAAAUCAACAGCGGGCUGCUCGCUCUAGGAAACGUAAUAAGUGCCCUUGGAGACCCACGCAGGAAGAGCUCUCAUAUUCCAUACAGGGAUGCUAAGAUUACCAGGCUUCUGAAAGACUCCCUGGGUGGUAGUGCCAAGACUGUCAUGAUCACGUGUGUCAGCCCUUCCUCCUCGGAUUUCGAUGAGUCCUUAAAUUCUCUCAAAUACGCGAACAGAGCACGGAACAUUAGAAACAAACCUGCUUUAAACUUAAGUCCCCAGGCAGACCGAAUGGAUGAAAUGGAAUUUGAGAUUAAGUUGCUUCGAGAAGCUUUGCAGAGCCAUCAGGCCAGUAUCAGCCAAGCUAGCCAGGCAUCUUCAGAGAAUGUUCCUGACCAGAAUCGAAUCCAUUCUCUGGAGGAACAGGUAGCUCAGCUCCAGGAGGAAUGUCUGGGGUACCAGGACUGCAUAGAGCAAGCAUUUGCCUUUCUGGUGGACUUAAAAGAUGCUGUUAAACUAAACCAGAAACAGCAGCACAAGCUACAGGAGUGGUUUAGCAGGACUCAGGAAGUCAGGAAGGCUGUCCUCACCCCAUUGCCUGGAAACCAGGGCAUUGGGAACCUGGAAGAAGGACCCCAGCAUCUGACAGUUCUCCAGCUGAAGAGAGAACUUAAGAAAUACCAGUGUGCUCUGGCCGCCGACCAAGUGGUGUUCACGCAGAAGGAUCUGGAGCUGGAGGAGCUAAGGACCCAAGUGCAGCUAAUGGUGCAGGAGAACAAAGGGCAUGCCGUGUCUCUGAAAGAAGCCCAGAAAGUGAAUAGAUUGCAGAAUGAGAAGAUAAUAGAACAGCAACUCCUUGUGGAUCAGCUGAGUGCAGAACUAGCAAAACGCAGCUUGUCAGUGCCCACCCCAGCUAAGGAGAGCUGUGGGGACGGGCCUGAUGCCAGGGCCUUGGAAAAGAGACCUCAUACAGCUCCAUUUGGGAGUCACUGGGGACACUAUGUUUACAUCCCAUCAAGACAGGACUUCAAGAAGGUCUGCUCAAGUCCUCCUGUAUACUCUCUGGAUCAAGUAUUCGCUGGGUUCAGAACUCGAAGUCAGAUGCUGAUGGGUCACUUAGAAGACCAGGAUGAAGUUCUCCACUGUCAGUUUUCUGACAACAGUGAUGAUGAGGACUCAGAGGGCCAGGAGAAGCCCAGAGUUAGAUCUAGAAGUCACUCAUGGGCCAAAAAGCCAGGCUCUGUUUGCUCCCUUGUUGAACUGAGUGACACUCAGGCUGAGUCUCAGAGGUCCUACCUGGGGAAUGGAGAUUUGAAGAUGGAAUCUCUCCAGGAGAGUCAAGAGAUAAAUUUACAAAAAUUAAGGACUUCAGAACUCAUACUUAAUAAAGCUAAACAAAAAAUGAGAGAACUUACAAUUAACAUCAGGAUGAAAGAAGAUCUGAUCAAAGAGUUAAUAAAAACAGGUAACAAUGCCAAGUCUGUGAGCAGACAGUAUUCUUUGAAAGUGACAAAGCUGGAGCAUGAAGCUGAGCAGGCAAAAGUGGAGCUCACUGAAACCCGAAAGCAACUGCAGGAGCUGGAGAGCAAAGACCUUUCUGAUGUUGCUUUGAAGGUAAAAUUACAGAAAGAGUUCCGUAAAAAGAUGGAUGCUGCGAAGCUGAGAGUUCAGGUCUUACAAAAGAAGCAGCAAGACAGUAAGAAGUUGGCAUCACUGUCCAUCCAGAAUGAGAAGCGGGCCAGUGAGCUGGAGCACAACGUGGAUCACCUGAAAUACCAGAAAGUGCAGCUGCAGAGACGGCUUCGAGAAGAGGGCGAGAAGAAGAAGCAGCUGGAUGCAGAAAUUAAGAGAGAUCAACAAAAAAUCAAAGAGCUGCAGCUAAAAGCAGGUCAGGGAGAAGGUCUGAACCCCAAGGCUGAGGACCAGGAUGGAUUUAACCUGAACAGAAGAAAAAGUCCUUUCAGAAGUGGGGACCAAUUCCAGAAAUUGGAUGAGCAAAGGAAGUGGUUAGAUGAAGAGGUGGAGAAGGUCCUGAGCCAGCGCCAGGAACUGGAAAUGCUGGAGGAAGACCUGAAGAAACGCGAGGCCAUCGUCUCCAAGAAGGAAGCCCUGCUUCAGGAGAAGAGCCUCCUGGAAAACAAGAAGCUGCGAUCUAGCCAGGCCUUAAGCACAGAUGGUCUCAAAAUAUCGGCUCGCCUGAACUUGCUGGACCAAGAGUUAUCUGAGAAGAGCUUGCAGCUUGAGAGCAGCCCGACUGAGGAGAAGGUGAAGAUUUCAGAACAGGUCCAAGCGCUUCAGAAAGAAAGGGAUCAGCUCCAGAGACAGAGGAACAGUGUGGACGAGAGGCUCAAGCAUGGGCGAGUGCUGUCCCCCAAAGAAGAACAUCUUCUUUUUCAACUGGAAGAAGGAAUAGAAGCCCUGGAAGCUGCGAUUGAAUUCAAGAAUGAAAGCAUCCAGAGUCGCCAGAACUCACUCAAGGCGUCAUUCCAGAACCUCUCUCAAAGUGAGGCAAAUGUUCUGGAAAAGCUAGUUUGCCUGAAUAUUACUGAGAUUCGAGCUAUUCUUUUCAAAUAUUUCAACAAGGUAAUUAAUUUGCGAGAAACGGAACGUAAACAACAGUUGCAGAAUAAAGAGAUGAAAAUGAAGGUUCUAGAACGGGAUAAUGUGGUCCAUGAGUUGGAAUCUGCGUUGGAGCAGCUGAGACUGCAGUGUGACCGGAGACUGACCCUCCAGCAAAAGGAGCACGAACAGAAGAUGCAGCUGCUCUUACAGCAUUUCAAAGACCAAGAUGGAGACAGCAUUAUAGAAACACUAAAAAACUAUGAAGAUAAAAUCCAACAGCUGGAAAAGGAUCUCUACUUCUAUAAGAAAACCAGCAGAGAUCUCAAGAAGAGACUGAAAGACCCCGCCCAAGGAGCAGUGCAGUGGCAGCGCACACUGACCGAGCAUCAUGAUGCUGGAGAUGGAGUUCUGAAUCCAGAAGAGACGACUGUGCUUUCUGAAGAACUAAAAUGGGCAUCUAGAACUGAAAAUACAAAGUUGAAUGGAAGCGAAAGAGAAGUAGACAAUUCUUCAAGCAGCUUAAAAACCCAACCACUGACCCAGCAGAUUCCAGAAGAUGGCCCAGACUCACUUCCAGUCCAUAGCUCGUUAGCGCCCUCUAGUGGCCAACUUCAGAGCAUUGCCGAUAAAACAGAGGCCCGUCCAUUUACACACUCUCAGAGUCCACCACCACACCAGUUCCAGCCUGUGAGAAGUAUAGGACCGCUUCAGGGGGUCAAGCCUGUCAAACUGUGUCGCAGAGAAUUACGUCAGAUUUCUGCCGUGGAGCUGUCUUUGCGGCGAUGCAGUCUUGGAGCUGGGGGCCGGUCAAUGACUGCUGAUUCCCUUGAAGACCCCGAGGAAAGCUAGUGAUUUCAAAGCACAGGCCCUGAACAAUAAAACUUCUGAUUUAGUAAAUGUGUGGAACGAUGCCUUUUCUGACUUACAGAACUAAACCUCAGGGUAGCGAGCUCUUUCCUGGGACACAGGAAUGGGGUUGGCACCACUCCUGUGUACGACAGUGUAUGUGGGGGCUUUGUUAUUUCAUAAAUGCAUUUUUGAGUGCUUGUACACUGAACGAUUUCUACUUGUGUGUAUAAGUUCCUUUCCUGACAUACUUGCUUUAUUUUUUAUGUACAUUUUAAGAACAAAAUUAGACU